Xyrauchen texanus (razorback sucker) is the source of this 1618-nucleotide messenger RNA. RefSeq names its product linker for activation of T cells (gene lat). The record is from RefSeq and is a predicted model, not a curated record. Bases 432 to 1091 code for a protein of 219 amino acids. NCBI's taxonomy places the organism in Eukaryota, Metazoa, Chordata, Actinopteri, Cypriniformes, Catostomidae. The transcript has 13 exons.
GGCAAUGGAACGGCACUUUCAAUGAGCCAAUGAGAAGAGGGAGUAAGCACAUCAAGGAGAGAGGCCUAAAAGAAAAGUUCUAUGCGCCGAAGUCCUAGUAGAUCAGUACACACCUCAACGGCUCAUAUAAAAUAACAAGCUUCAGAAUUACGUUUAGAUGAUUUCAGCAGAUAUGAGCAUAAUUUGCUGAUAUUUGUGUUUGGAAAGAGCAACAGGGAGAAAGAGUAUAGGGACUGGGCCUGAGGAAUAAGAAAGUGGCAAGCUGUGUGGGUGGCAAAAUCAAAAAUGGUGGUACUUUCAGUGUGAGCUGCCAGUGAGGUGUGAUUUUUACAAUCUGCAUAAAGUGUGUUAACUGGUCGGCAGUUUGGUUACAAAUUUCUGCUGUGCAGAACGAACGGUGUCUUGACUGACUUUGCUGCUACUUAUCAGUUAUGGACUCCACUGCACUGCUGUCUGUUGUAGGCGGAGGUCUCCUCCUGUCAAUCAUAUUUGUAACCAGUCUUUGUGCAGACUGCUGGGGCCGCAAACAACCAACAUCAAUCCAUCAGAGGUCUAGUGACUCUAGUCCAGAACACAACUCAAUAUCAGGUUUUGGGGUUAGGCUUCCCCAGUCUACAUAUACACACCAUUUAGAUCAUCAGAGAUUUCCCACCAUGCCUUACCCACUAGCUAAUUCCCUAUGUUCUCCAUCAAUUUCUGCAUUUAAGAUGCCCUCCUGUCCUCCUUCAGAAAAUGGAAGUCAAGCCAGUUAUGUGAACCAAAAUGACAGUGAAGAUGAGCUGUACGUUGAACCUGAAGAUGAAGGAGCUCAUUACAUAACUGUGAUUCCAGAUUCUCCAACCCAACAGACUGAGAGACCCAGCAGAACAUCGUCUCAGAGCUCAGGAGCAAUUUAUAUAAACAUCGAAACAGAAGAAGGGAAUGAAGACUCCGACUCAGGAAAAAUUUAUAUAAACUUCGAAAAAGAAGAAGGGAAUGAAGACUACGACUCCAGAAUCAGUCCAGCCCUUGGAAACCAAACCCCUGUUCAUUCCUGUGGAAGUAUAGAGAGUAACCCUGAUUAUGUCAACACAGACCCAAAUCAACAAUAAUCAAGACUGAUUUCUUGGUUAGAUUGACUCACUUUUUACACAAGGAAGUCUAGAUGACAGUUAACAAAAAGAAGAUAGCCUAUUAAUCAUCCUGCCUGUCAGAAGGGUUUCCAGAUAUUCCCAAUGCUCUGGAAUUUGAAGUGCAAUAAGGCAUCAUCAAGAAUGCACCGAAUCAUUUUGUCACCAUCAGUCCUUAUUAAUUAUCUGCUGACGAUACCUGAGAAUGUUAUAUACACACACACACCUUUUUUCCCCCAUAUUUGCUGUUUACAGACUUCUACAUCAUGGCUUUUACUUGCAAGAGUAUGGGCACACCACAUUUUCUUUGACUGCAUGUAAUAUUCAGCUUUCUAUGUUUAUUAAACUGCUAUUUUUGUAAAUGAGGAAAUAAAUCAAGCAUCACUAACUCACCUUUUGUGUCAAGUGUCAAAAAAAAAAAUUAUUGGAGGAAAGUUUUACAUGUGAAUGUAACAAAUGCAGAAUAAAGUCCACCUGCAAUGAAUGAAUGAGGUUCACCAGUGACCUAA